This is a messenger RNA of Brassica rapa (field mustard), 510 nucleotides long. RefSeq lists its product as uncharacterized. The record is from RefSeq and is a predicted model, not a curated record. Gene Ontology annotation, molecular function: nucleic acid binding; RNA-DNA hybrid ribonuclease activity. NCBI's taxonomy places the organism in Eukaryota, Viridiplantae, Streptophyta, Magnoliopsida, Brassicales, Brassicaceae.
AUGUUUGAAGAAGUGGAGCAAUGGUUCGAGUUGAACAAGGUCCAAGCUCCUGGUGCUCACACGAAUACGAGAUUGGAGAGUGAAGACAAAUGGAAUCCGCCUGAGAAUGGAGUCAUAAAGUGUAAUAUUCAUGCAAACUGGAGGAAUGCUCUUCUUCAUAGUGGUGUUGCUUGGAUUGCAAGAGAUCAGAUGGAUAAUGUCUCAUACCAUGCUCGUGAUGCGAUAACUCACGCUCCUAAUCGCUUUGUGGCGGAGCUCCGAAGCGUGAUAUGGGCUCUCUCUAGCUUGCGGGACCUAGGAAUAUCGAAAGUGACUGUUGCUGUGGAUUAUCACGAGGAAGAGUUUGAAAGUCUGGACUUUGAAGGGGAAAAGAUUUCGGCCAAUGGAAUCGCUCGAGACAUUGCGAAGAGUGUGCUUAGAGAUGGAAGAUUGCAAACAUACUUGGCUUUGGAGGGUCCUUCCUGGCUUCAUGAUCGGAUCGCUAGAGAAACAAUCAGAAGUGACUGUUGA